AUGUAUCCUUUAGCCUUUUGCGAACCGAGUUCCGUGGAGCCGGAUGAUGUACUUCCUGUGAUAUAUCACAGUGAUAACAUCCCCGGCCAGAACUGCGAUUUGCAACAAAACAACUCCCAAAAGUGGUAUUAUAAAAGCAACCAACAGCCGUCUGAGGCUUGGAUCUUCUAUCAAGGGGGUAACAGAUUCGAUAAUAAACCAGUAAUGGUUUUCGACAAAGGUGUCCCACAUGCCUCGUUCCGCUUAGAUGGAAGUGGUGCUCCACGACAGAGUAUUGAAUUCAAAGCCAUGGUCUUUUUUUGA
Molecule: messenger RNA, 303 nt
Organism: Aspergillus costaricaensis CBS 115574
Lineage: Eukaryota; Fungi; Ascomycota; Eurotiomycetes; Eurotiales; Aspergillaceae
Exons: 2
Coding region: 1-303 (100 amino acids)
Molecular function (GO): oxidoreductase activity
Source: RefSeq, a predicted model, not a curated record